AUGAGUGGCAGCCAUGGACAGACUGACACCCACACCUAUCAAUCCCUCUCGGAGGACUGCCCGUUUGGAUCUGUGGAGCAGCCCAAGAGAUCCACAGGGAGACUCAUCAUGCACAGCAUGGCCAUGUUUGGCCGAGAGUUUUGCUACGCCGUGGAGGCCGCUUACGUGACUCCGGUUCUGCUCAGCGUGGGCCUGCCUAAGAGUUUGUACAGCAUGGUGUGGCUCCUCAGCCCCAUCUUGGGAUUCCUUCUGCAGCCUGUGGUGGGAUCCAUCAGUGAUCACUGUAGGGCCAGGUGGGGCCGCCGGAGACCCUACAUCCUGACACUGGCCAUCAUGAUGCUCUUGGGGAUGGCCCUGUACCUCAAUGGAGAUGCCGUUGUAUCAGCUUUGGUUGCUAACCCAAGGAGGAAGCUGGUUUGGGCCGUAAGCAUCACCAUGACAGGUGUGGUUCUCUUCGAUUUUUCGGCUGACUUCAUUGAUGGGCCUAUCAAAGCCUACUUGUUCGACGUCUGCUCCCACAAGGACAAGGAGAAGGGUCUCCACUACCACGCCCUCUUCACAGGUUUUGGUGGCGCCCUUGGCUACCUUUUGGGUGCCAUAGACUGGAUGCAUCUGGAACUGGGAAGGCUGCUGGGCACUGAGUUCCAGGUCAUGUUCUUCUUCUCUGGCCUGGUGCUCACUUUGUGCUUUCUCGUCCACCUGUGCAGUAUCCCUGAAGCCCCGCUCAGAGACGCUGCCGAAGACUCUCCCUCUUGCCAGGUCCCUCAGACCCCGUCGUUGUCGGCAGAUGCGAUUCACGAAUAUGGUUCUAUUGAGAAAGUUAACCCCGAUGAUGCAGACACAGAGCUGGCAAAGGAAGGGACAAACAAAAAAGCCUCUGAACAGAAUCAGAGGUCAAUGUCGAUGAAGUCACUUCUGAGGACGUUAGUGAACAUGCCUUCCCAUUAUCGCUGCCUUUGCAUCAGCCACCUCAUUGGAUGGACGGCCUUCCUGUCAAACAUGCUCUUCUUCACAGAUUUCAUGGGACAGAUUGUGUACCAUGGGGAUCCCUACAGUUCCCACAACUCCACAGAGUUCCUCAUCUAUGAGAGAGGAGUUGAGGUUGGAUGCUGGGGCUUGUGCAUCAACUCCCUGUUCUCUUCACUUUAUUCGUACUUUCAUAAAGCUUUGGUUUCCUACAUUGGAUUAAAGGGCCUUUAUUUCAUUGGAUAUUUGCUCUUUGGCCUGGGAACAGGAUUCAUAGGACUCUUCCCUAAUGUCUACUCUACCCUGGUCCUCUGUUCUAUGUUUGGUGUGAUGUCCAGCACAUUGUACACUGUGCCCUUUAACCUCAUUGCCGAGUACCACCGUGAGGAGGAGAAGGAGAAGCAGCGGGGAGCCCCUGACAACAGUGGAAGAGGCAAAGGUGUGGACUGUGCGGCCCUCACCUCCAUGGUGCAGCUGGCUCAGAUCUUGGUUGGAGUUGGUCUGGGCUUCCUGGUCAACAUGGCUGGGAGUGUCAUUGUGGUGGUGAUCACAGCCUCUGCAGUGGCACUGAUAGGCUGUUGCUUUGUGGCUCUCUUUGUUAGAUAUGUAGAUUAG
Messenger RNA from Alexandromys fortis (reed vole), 1581 nucleotides. RefSeq names its product solute carrier family 45 member 2 (gene Slc45a2). The transcript has 7 exons. The record is from RefSeq and is a predicted model, not a curated record. NCBI's taxonomy places the organism in Eukaryota, Metazoa, Chordata, Mammalia, Rodentia, Cricetidae. Gene Ontology annotation, molecular function: sucrose:proton symporter activity. Gene Ontology annotation, cellular component: membrane. Bases 1 to 1581 code for a protein of 526 amino acids. Gene Ontology annotation, biological process: transmembrane transport.